Molecule: messenger RNA, 2074 nt
Organism: Ostrea edulis (European flat oyster)
Lineage: Eukaryota; Metazoa; Mollusca; Bivalvia; Ostreida; Ostreidae
Exons: 4
Coding region: 1-1992 (663 amino acids)
Source: RefSeq, a predicted model, not a curated record
AUGGACUAUCUGAAAUUUCUUCCAGUGGUUUGCUGUUGCUUAACUGCAGUUACAGCCAAAACAAGUGACCACACUGGAAGUCAUUUCAUCGUAGCGUUCUUUAGGGACUUAGAUCUGACGAAGCUGGACGCUUAUAUGAUUAUUGCAGCAGUGCACGACGUAAACGUUACAUUGAACAUGACGUACCGGGAACAGAGAAACACUCAUUUGUCCUCUCUACAAGUGAGUCCGGGGAUUGUGGAACAUAUCAAUUUUAAAGAACAAUACGGGAAUAUCAACAUGCCUUUUCCAGUUCUUCGAAUAGAAGCAUCACAUCCGGUGAGCAUUACAGCAUUCGUCGAUGGUUCUAAGUCAGCAGCGUCUUAUCUUGUAUUCCCGCUAGAUGUCGCAGGUUUAGAAUACAGAUUGAUGCCUUUUUGCAAAAAGGAAAACGGUAUGUGCGUUUGUGCCAUUGUAACCUUAGAGGAAAAUACAAUGAUUAUCUUAGAGAAUGAAAAUCAUGGUAACAUAUCUGUUUACACUGCAGACCAUGCGGUGGGGGAGGAAACAAGUGAUUAUUUGUCUCUACCACGUAGUAAGAUUAAUUUUAUCUCCAAAACCAUUUAUAGUCACGUCUCGUUGGAAAGUCACGAUGAUUUUAGUGGACUUUUACUGCGGGCCAAUAGUUCUGUAGUUGUAUUUUGUGGUGGUACAAAACAGGACGCAACAAUGUCAAUGGAGCAAAUUCCCGCUAUCCCUUACUAUGGUCGGGUUUUCUAUACAUUCCCAAUUGCUUACCACGCGAUGCCUCCCUCUAAACUCCGAUUCAUAUCUCACUACAACUGCACUACCAUUGAGACGGUGAAAGGUAAAUUCAAGUUAGAUGCAGGAGAAAUUCAGGAAAUUAACACCACCAAGGUCGUUGCCAGCCAAAUAUUCUCCGACAAACCCAUCGCAAUUCUGCAAAUAUUCUCUGGAGCUAUACCCAAAGUCAGGGUCACCAGCUAUCAAGAGGGCAUGCUACUGUUGCCCGCCAUUGACCAGUACAUCUCAACAGUGAUUAUUCCGCGUCGGAAAAAGAAGGACUCCGCCGCGAGGAUGGCAAUGUUCGUGGGCUUGAUAUCUGAUGUGUGCUAUUCUUUCGCGACAUUUUCAGGGAAUAAACGUGUUUCCAGAAAAACGUUAAGCAAUGGAAUAAUCCGGGAGAUCGACGACAAUGGGAUGUCAAUAAAACUCACGCGGGACUGUGAUUGCCAAAAAUGCAGAGAUGAGCAUACUUUUGGAGGGUACACCUUUCGUAGAAAUACUCAUGGCACCGAGGCAUCCUUUAGUGUGGUGGGAUACAGAUUUAGAUCUAAAGAGAAUGAAACUCGGGGAUAUUUUUCAGAGCCAUGUAGAAACAGGAAAGACCUCGCUGACGCUACCACAAAAUCUACAGCACAAGCACCACCUUCAGCCGUAAAGACGGAACCUACAACCAAAACACCGCCUUUAACCGUAAAACCGGAACCUACGACACAAGCACCGCCUUCAACCAUAAAGCCGGUUAAAACUACCAAGGAUCAGAGCACCUCAUUGGUUACCAUGAAAUCUAAAACAACAGAAUUUUUUGGAUCACCCACCGUCACGGGUAAAGAGAGUGAACAAUCUACUAUUUCAACAUCUGCCACGAUUACACACUGUUCCAAGUGUAAAUGUCAACCCGAGUCAACCCCUACUGGUCAUUAUAAGACAGAAAAAGAACUUCUUGAAAAAAUCAAGGAGAUUAAGAGGGAACUGACUAUUAAAAAAAUUAGCCUAUCUUCAUAUCGCAGAAGGAAAACGAGCGCAGGUGACGGACGAAUUUCCGCUAAGGGAAUAGGACUGCUAGGCGCGACCAUUCUCUGUUCUGUCGCCUCUUUCGUCGUUAUCAUGGACUUCCCCACACUUGCUCACCAGAUGGCAGUGCUGUGGAGAAAUGCAUACGGGCGAGGUGUCCGUGCUGUGCGUGGAUGUGUAGGAGGAGAACCAUGAAUUUGACAUGGUUUAUACGGGCACGUGUUUUGCUUUACAAACGACGUGGAGCUCAGAUUAAAACUUUUAAGACAUUCACAAA